CAUCUCCAUCUCCACGCAGAGGCGCCUCCCGCUCCUUGGCCUGGCCCCCCCUUCCCCGCUUCAGCAGCCUGCCUGCCAUGAGGAGCGGGCCAGGAGAGUCCGGCCCAGAGGCGGGAAGGCGCCGGCGAGUCUGCCCGGAGACGGGUGACGCGGAGAGACGAGGCCCAUUCCCAUUGGCCGAUUCCUGGAGUGACCGUUAACGGCAGAAGGGCGGAGCGGGGGCGGGGCGGGGGCGUUCCUGCCCGGAGACCGAUGACGCCGCUCUGAGAGGAAGGCGGAUUCUCAUUGGCGGAGAAAGGAAAGAAGGGGCGUGUCUGUCCGCCUGCCUCUCCGCUUCUCUCGGGCCCCGCCCCUCUGUGGGUCUCCUGCCCGCGGCCGCCAUGUUUCUUGAGGGCGGAAGUGCAGCGAGAGGCGGGAAGACUCGGGGUGGGCGGGGCCGGGCGGCGCUCUUUCCUGUCAGAAGGAAGGAAGGAAAGAAGGAAGGAAGGAGGAGGCCUUUCGGAGAGAGAGAGAGAGAGAGAGAGGAGGAGUAUUUAUACCCCGCCCUUCUCGCCCCGAAGGGGACUCAGAGCGGCUUACAGAACACGCAUACGGCAAACAUUCAGUGCCUGAUUCUACAAUUAACAAGGACAGACAACGCAGACACAGGUAACCUCUAAACGAACCUUAUGAAGAAAACAUUGCCGUUUGCCUUACGUCUGAAAGGAAAGUACGCAGGAUUAACAAGAACAAGAAAUGAAUUGGAGAAAUUAUAUUUCAAGCUACAUACCUUUAAAUGUAAGGAAAGGGAGGAUUGUGCUGUAAAAAGAGGGGUUGGUAAAGAGAAAAUAAGGCUACAGCAAUACAGAGACUGGGAAGAGGAAAUGUCCUAUUCAGGAGUCCAUAUCUGUGAACUUCAGGCAUAAUAUUAGAAUAAUAAAUGUUAAAAAAUGGAAAAUUCAUUGUCAAAAUCACACACAGGGGAGAAGCGACAUAAUUGUAAGGACUGUGGGAAAUGUUUCAUUGAGAGAAGUUCUCUUGCUAAACAUCAACGAACACACACAGGAGAGAAGCCAUAUAAAUGUGUGGAAUGUGGAAAGAGAUUCAGUGAGAGUGGAAAUCUACGCACCCAUCAAAGGACUCACACAGGGGAGAAGCCAUAUAAAUGCAUGGAAUGUGGAAAGAGCUUCAGUCGGAGUGGAAGUCUACGCACCCAUCAAAGGACUCACACAAGGGAGAAGCCACAUACAUGCAUGGAAUGUGGAAAGAGCUUCAGUCAGAGUGGACAUCUGCGUAUCCAUCAAAGGAUGCACACAGGAGAGAGGCCACAUACAUGCAUGGAAUGUGGAAAGAGCUUCAGUGAGAGUGGACAUCUGCGUAUCCAUCAAAGGACUCACACAGGAGAGAAGCCACAUAUAUGCAUGGAAUGUGGAAAGAGCUUCAGUGAGAGUGGACAUCUGCGUAUCCAUCAAAGGACUCACACAGGGGAGAAGCCAUAUAAAUGCAUGGAAUGUGGAAAGAGCUUCAGUCGGAGUGACAGUCUACGUUCCCAUCAAAGGAUCCACACAGGGGAGAAGCCACAUACAUGCAUGGAAUGUGGAAAGAGCUUCAGUCAGAGUGGAGAUCUACGUACCCAUCAAAGGACUCACACAGGGGAGAAGCCACAUAUAUGCAUGGAAUGUGGAAAGAGCUUCAGUCGGAGUGGACAUCUGCGUAUCCAUCAAAGGACUCACACAGGGGAGAAGCCAUAUAAAUGCAUGGAAUGUGGAAAGAGCUUCAGUAACAGUUCGAAUCUUCGUACCCAUCAAAAGAUUCACACAGGAGAGAAGCCACAUAAAUAGGACAAGUGCAAAGAAGCCAGAAUGUUUGUCCAAAGAACUUCUAAGGACUAUGACUUAAAAUAGACAUGAACAGGAAGUGGAAGGGGAAGAAAUCACAAAAUCAUAUAACCAUAGAGUUGGAAGAGACCUCAUGGGUCAUCUAGUCCAACCCCCUGCUAAGCAGCAGGAAAUUCCAUUCAAAGCACCCCUGACAGAUGGCCAUCCAGCCUCUGCUUAAAAGCCUCCAAAGAAGGUUCCACAGCUGAACUGCUCUCAUAGUGAGGAACUUCUUCCUUAUGUUCAGGUGGAAUCCCCUUUCCUGUAGUUUGAAGCCAUUAUUCUGCAUCCUAGUUUGCAGAGCAGCAGACAACAAGCUUGCUCCCUCCUCCUUAUGGGAUUUUGGCCUGCAUAAAUAGGGGCAGAGUGUCUAGAUCCAGGGAAGUCAUGCUCCCCCUCUAUUCUGCCUUGGUCAGACCACUUUACCUGGAAUCACACUGUGUCUAAUUCUGGGCACUGCAAUUGAAAGGAGACGUUGAAAAGCUGGAAGAAAUAGAAGAGGCAAAUGUAGUAGCAUUGAGGAAAAUAGUUUGAAAAAAUUAAUACACAUCUAUCUUGGUUUGGAAAGACAGCAAUACUAAAAAUGAAAAUGCUUCUGAGGAUAAACUUUAUACUUACAUAUACCUUAUAUUUAUAAUGCCAUUUCAGAUUAUAGAAGAAGAGUUGAAUACAUGAUUUCUUUGCAACAUUUCUACCCCACCUUUCUCCACCCCAAAGGAGACUCAUUUGGACAAAUGAUAAAUACUGUAAUGGCAGUCAAAGAAAUUGACGAAACAAGUUACAGAACAGAUCUCAAAAAGAAGAAGGAUUAGCGCUUCCUCAUAUCAAAAAAUAUUAUAAGGCAAACAGACUGAGAUUGGUUAUACAAGGAAUGAUGAAAAGGAGGAUGUAGAAUAGUUAAUAAUGGAUUCAGGAAAAGCGGAAGAAGAAAUUCGGAAUAGGUUUUAAAAUAGUUUAUGAGAAAAAAAAAUAAGGUAAACUGGGAACCCAAUGUUGAGUAAUGCAUUAGAAAUAUGGAACAAAUACAGGAGAAAGUUAAUAACAGAUGGCUCAAUAAUAACCCCAAUUAUAAUGGAAAAGACAUUUACAAAAAAUAAUAUAUAUAUAUGAUGGAUAAAAAAUUAAGGGGAAAAACUUAGAUAAAAUAGGGGAUUGGCUAAAGGUUGGAAUGAAGAAAGAAAAGAUUAGGAACAUAAAAAUUUGAAAGGAAUAUCCAGUAAAAUUUCUAAAAUAUUAAUUGAAAAAAACAAAGCAAAAGUAAAGAAUAACACCUUCAAGAAGAUUUGGAAAGAAGAUAUAGGAAUGAAAAUCAAUGAAACAGAGGGGUUACAAUUAUGGGCACAAAGACACUUGAAAAAUAUAUCCAUAUGUGUUAAAGAAAAUUAUUAUUUAGUUGAUAUGGAAAUGGUACCUCACACCCAUAAGAAUAGGAAAUAUAAAUAAAAACUACUCAAACAAUUGCUGGAGAGGAUGCCAAGAAUCGGGAACAUACAUACAUAUGUGGUGGCAGUGUCAAUAUAUAAAUAAUUUCUGGGGAAAAGUAUUAAGAGAGAUAGAAGACACAAUGAACAUUCAAAUAGAAAGAAGUCUUAGCAUGGCUUUAUUCUCAUUAUAUAAUAAUAAACAGUUGGAAAAAGAGGACAAAGAUGCGAUAACAAACGCAUUAACAAUUGCAAGACAGCUUAUAGCAAGGAAGUGGAAAAAGGAAAUAAAUAUAGAGAUAGAAGAAUGGUAUAAGGAUGUAUGGAAACUGGGAAGAAAUGAUAGGUUGACGUGGAGAGGGAUUUAGAAACAAAGUGGUUGUGAUGAUGUCUGGAGAAAAUGUAUUGGAAGAGGAUUCGAAAAGAAAGACGGAAUUACCUCCUCAAGAGGGAAUGAAAAGGAAUUUUGGACAGAUGAUAAAUAAAAAAAGUGACUUGGGGGAGGGUAAGAAAUCUGUAUAAGCGUGACAAUAACAGUAGAUGCCAAAUGUUAAUGUAUUGUAGAUUGUACUGAAUAUUAUGUGGCUGCUGUAAAAGGAUGUACGAUUUUUUUUAAAAAAAUAAUAAUAAAUGUAUUUGUAAUUUGUAUAAAUAUGCAUUUGUUUUUCUUUCUUGUAUUUAAAUAUAAAUUAUUUUUAAAAACAGAUUAUGAUGUAGCAGCUAUAAAAGCCAAUGUGAUUCCAGGCUGUCCCGAUAGGAGGAUUCUGUCUAUAUCCAAGGAAGUCACGGCCUCCUUUCUUCCGCUUUGGUCAGACUCACCUGGAAUGACCCUGUCUCCAGUUCUCGGUCCCACAAUUCAAGACGGAUAUUGACAGGUCAGAAUAUCUCCAGAGACGGGAUGUAGAGAAGGGCGGAGAGAGACAGCUGGGUAUGUUUCACUUGGAGGAAAGAAGGAAGGGCUUCUCCCUCGGCAGGAAGGAAAUGUUGGAUCCCAAAAGGGUUGGCCGUGGUCAGGAUGAGAGGUGGACGGAGAGGAAAGGCAUGUCCAUGAGACCCCGUGUUGCCUCCUCCUGGAAUGGACUCCUAGGACCCUAGAGCCGGAAGAGACCCCCAAGGGCCACCCCGUCCUGCCCCUGCCAUGCAGGAAGGCACAAUCAAAGCACUCCCGAUAGAUAUCCUCUGCAGAGAAGCCUCCAGAGAAGGACACUCCACCACACUCUGAGGCAGCCUAGGCCACUCUCCAACAGCCCUUACUCGUUCUUAUUGUGUAUCUUUGUAUAUUAAGAGAAGACCUGUAAAUAGUUAUAAGUAGUGAAUAAAUCAAGAAUAAAACCUCCAAGGACUUUGGAUGAAA
Messenger RNA from Anolis carolinensis (green anole), 4631 nucleotides. RefSeq names its product zinc finger protein ZFP2-like. Gene Ontology annotation, biological process: regulation of transcription by RNA polymerase II. The record is from RefSeq and is a predicted model, not a curated record. Bases 930 to 1820 code for a protein of 296 amino acids. The transcript has 3 exons. Lineage: Eukaryota; Metazoa; Chordata; Lepidosauria; Squamata; Anolidae. Gene Ontology annotation, cellular component: nucleus. Gene Ontology annotation, molecular function: RNA polymerase II cis-regulatory region sequence-specific DNA binding; DNA-binding transcription factor activity, RNA polymerase II-specific.